Messenger RNA from Oryza brachyantha (malo sina), 1232 nucleotides. Its product is annotated as retrotransposon-like protein 1. Gene Ontology annotation, molecular function: protein heterodimerization activity. The coding region runs from base 97 to 873 and encodes 258 amino acids. The record is from RefSeq and is a predicted model, not a curated record. NCBI's taxonomy places the organism in Eukaryota, Viridiplantae, Streptophyta, Magnoliopsida, Poales, Poaceae. The transcript has a single exon. Gene Ontology annotation, cellular component: nucleus. Gene Ontology annotation, biological process: regulation of DNA-templated transcription.
UCCCGCCGGUUCAUCGUUCGCGCCACCAGCAUCCAACGGUGGAUCGCACCGCCAAACUGGGGCUUCCGAAACCUAGAUCCCCAAAUCGACCUAGCCAUGGCCGCCGCCGACGCCGUCGCCGUCGCCGUCGCGGACGAGGCGAUGGAGCGAGUCGAAGGGGGGCCGGAAGAGGCCGUUGCGGUCGCUGAUGAGGCCGCCGAUGGGGAGCGGAAGGAGGCCGAUGCGGCCGCCGAGGAGGCUACCGUGGUGAUGGAGGAGGUCGAAGGGGAGCGGGAGGAGGCGGACCCUGUGGCUGGAGAGGUCACCGAGGCGAUGGAGGAAGUGGAAGGGGAGCGGGAGGAGGUCGACGACGUCGCCGACGAGGCUGCUGAGGCGAUGGAGCAAGUGGAAGGGGAGCGGGAGGAGGUCGACGACGUCGCCGACGAGGCUGCGGAGGCGAUGGAGCAAGUGGAAGGGGAGCGGGAGGAGGGCGACGCCGUUGCCGGGUCCGAGGCGUCGCUACGGCUGGCGCUGCCGCUGGGGAGGGUGAAGCGGAUCAUCCGUGUGGACCGGGACAUCAAGAAGGUGACAAGCGAGGCGGCGCUGCUCAUCACCGCGGCCACGGAGCUCUUCCUCGGCUCCCUCGCCGCCGGCGCCCACAGGGCCGCCUCCCGGCGCGGCCGGCGUGCGGUGCGUGCCGUGCACGUGCGGGCCGCGGCGCGCGAGCACCGCCCCACCGCCGACUUCCUCCUCGACUGCCUCCCCGUCGCCGAGGAGGCGCCGCCCGCACGCGCGGCCGCCGGUCCCCGCGGCGGCGGCAGCGGCGGAGGAGAGGCAAAGCCGCUGCCGCGUGGGACCCGCCGCAUCGACGCCUUCUUCCAGAAGACCGCAUAGUGGUAUCUCUCUGUAUGUGUCUAAUGCAAAUGCACUGCUGUUGCUUGGGAAAUUUUUCUACUUGGAGAUGAAGCUAUGAAUUUUAAUCAUCUCAAGCAUGGCAAUUUCGUUAGUCUAACUCGUUGCCUAUGCCUUGCAAUGAUUUGAUAUGAUCUCAACCUUAAUUACGGUUGCUGUGAAUUGUGAUGCGAGUUUAAUUAGGAAUUUGCCUCUUUGUUCGUCCCUUUAGCUCUAAGAUGAGCUUUGCUCAUCUAUUUUUAAGGCCUGAUUCAAACUCAGAACUCUCAAAAGAAUGCAUAAUGUCAAUUGUAAGAUUCCUAAUUGAUACUAAGGUGGCCUUCUCAUAGAAAUUUAGUAAG